AGUGACAUUGAUAAAGGAUGGACGUCGGUAGCCGAGCAAUUUGACGUUCAGGCCACUAUUCACAGUAAUCUCGGUUCAGCUCUUACCGAUGAUGUCGUUCAGCCGUUGCGAUCAAUACAGCUCACUGAGGCUAAAACCAUUCGAGCGGCCGCACUGUUCGUAGAACGAGAAACGCGCAAAUUGAAAGAUGCCAGGGAUGCUACAAUAAGAAAGAAGCGAUUACUGUAUGAGAGCAGCAAACAGUUGGAGAAACUGGAACAAUCACUUGAUCAACAGAAUAAUGGCGAAAGAGUGUCGUUGAAAAAGAAGCGUCUUGAGGAUCAGGUAAAGAAGCAAGAGGAAGCCUACGUCUGGGAUACUGUCGACUUGGAAAAACAGCGGCGUGUCACGGAAGGCGUUCUACGGAAAGGUGUUGAAAGUCUCGAAGCGGUUGAACGGCAGCGCUUGGCUCAUUGCCAGACGGCGCUGGGACGUUAUCAGCGGAAAAUCGAACAACUCGGACCGAAUUUGCAACAGAUGUUUGACCGGCAUACGAAUAACCUUGAUAUGGCUGUGCAGGCUACGGCUGCCGACUACAUCGCAGGAAUUCAACCAUCAACAGCUGCUGUGAAUCACAUCAUCCUCACAGAUGUUUAUGCCGAAAACUUUGGUGAAGUAAUGUGUGGUUCACGACGACGAGCGGCUCUGAUGCGUAUUUCAAACAUGCUGGACGGUGAACUGCAGCGGAUCAAUAGCAACAGCAUGGUUACGACCCUGGUAGAAUUCCUGGAGUACUUGUUCUACAAAAUUAAUGACGCAAUCAAUGCAUUGGAUGGCGGCCAACAUCGUGGUUACCAUCGACUGGUUCGGUUCCAGCAUAAGACAAAAGAUAAAGCGGGUUUACCAACUACGGUGCUCACGAUUCCUCUAGCCGGUGAGGAUCAAUCCCUUCCGCCACCGUCGAUCGCCUCCAAUACUGGCGCCUACUCGGUGUCGGUCACGUCCCCGCGGUCCAGUUGUGAAGAGUAUGAGGAGUAUGAUAAAAUUUCCGAUGAAGGCUUCUAUAAUUCGUCAUCACGUCAAACUACCGUAAUCGAUGAACCUGCGACUCAUUCGACACUCUGCAGGGUACUGUAUGACUUUGAACCGAAACACGAUGAUGAGAUCCAAGUUCGUGCUGGUGAAUGUGUGGUAGUUGAAGAUCGACUAGGAGAUGAUUGGCUGAUAGGACAUGUGAUAUCAGAACAAGGAGCAGAUUAUAAAACUGGACGAUUUCCUACGUCUUAUGUAAGACAGGGAGUGGGGUGA
Messenger RNA from Haemonchus placei, 1287 nucleotides. Lineage: Eukaryota; Metazoa; Nematoda; Chromadorea; Rhabditida; Trichostrongylidae. The record is from the annotation of a GenBank genome assembly.